GUAUGAAUCAAAAUUCUUUUCACGCAAAUCAGAGGAAGAGAAUUAAACUAUGCUAACAUACAGCUACAAAAGAGCAAAGCCACAAACCCUUUAAUUUGUUCCUUGUUCUUUCAUAUUACUCUUGCUUGGGGCACUGUGGUUGGCAUGAUGAUGGAGUUCAGAUCCAAGUCAUGCAGAGAUGAAAGGGUUCAGAGAGAAAGCAACUGUGGAGGCAAGGUGGCCCCAACAACCAUGCAAGAUCUGAGGUGUCACAGUGCCAAUAAUGCUUCUUCUGCCACCACUGCUAAGGAGAUUAAGGUGAAGAAAGUGAAAAGGGUAGCUUCUAAACCAUCAAAAAGUUGGAGCUUCAAUGAUCCUGAGUUGCAGAGGAAGAAGAGAGUUGCAGGCUAUAAAAUAUAUGCAGCAGAGGGCAAAAUGAAAGGCUCUCUCAGAAAGAGUUUCAGGUGGAUCAAGCACACUUACACUCAAGCUCUCUAUGGAUGGUGGUGAAUCAUGUUUUAUUCUCCCUUCUUCAUGUUUUCUUUUCUGUAAUCAGAGUUACUUUGUUUUUUUUUUUUUUUCUCAGUAAAUGUUUCAAUCCUAUUCGAACAAGAUUGUGUUUCUGGUUCAGAAGUUUAACUCCCUUUUGUAUGAAAUUCCAUUACUACUGCUGAAUUUCCUAGUUAUCAGAUCACAUUUUAAGAUGAAUAUACUGGUUUUGAAGUAGAUUUUGAUUGGCUUGUUUGUAUUUUAAUUAUGAUUAUGCGUGUCAAGAACAAAAUAAAUGAAAGCUCUAUGACAGAAUCACUCUGUUUCUGUUCUGUUUC
Molecule: messenger RNA, 806 nt
Organism: Vigna unguiculata (cowpea)
Lineage: Eukaryota; Viridiplantae; Streptophyta; Magnoliopsida; Fabales; Fabaceae
Source: RefSeq, a predicted model, not a curated record